Messenger RNA from Torulaspora globosa, 2322 nucleotides. RefSeq names its product 3-isopropylmalate dehydratase LEU1 (gene LEU1). The transcript has a single exon. Gene Ontology annotation, cellular component: 3-isopropylmalate dehydratase complex. The record is from RefSeq and is a predicted model, not a curated record. NCBI's taxonomy places the organism in Eukaryota, Fungi, Ascomycota, Saccharomycetes, Saccharomycetales, Saccharomycetaceae. The coding region runs from base 1 to 2322 and encodes 773 amino acids. Gene Ontology annotation, molecular function: 4 iron, 4 sulfur cluster binding; 3-isopropylmalate dehydratase activity. Gene Ontology annotation, biological process: L-leucine biosynthetic process.
AUGACUUCGAGAUCAUCCAAAGGUCCAAGAACUCUUUACGACAAGGUCUUUGAAGACCAUAUUGUUCAUCAAGAAGAAGGCGGUUCUACUUUGAUUUAUAUCGACAGACAUUUGGUUCAUGAAGUUACUUCUCCUCAGGCUUUUGAAGGUCUAAAGAACGCCGGUAGGAAAGUGAGAAGAACUGACUGUACUUUGGCCACAGUAGACCAUAACAUUCCAACCAUUUCAAGAAAGAACUUCAAAUCUACUGCCACUUUCAUCAAAGAGGCUGAUUCUCGUCUUCAAGUUCAAACCCUUGAGCAAAAUGUCAAGGAUUUCGACGUUACUUUCUUUGGUAUGACCGAAUCGAGACAAGGUAUUGUUCACGUUAUUGGUCCCGAGCAGGGAUUCACCCUGCCAGGUACAACGGUUGUUUGUGGUGAUUCUCAUACAUCCACUCAUGGAGCCUUCGGUGCUUUGGCUUUUGGUAUCGGUACAUCCGAAGUUGAACACGUCUUAGCUACCCAGACUAUCAUCCAGAACAAGUCAAAGAAUAUGAGAGUGUUAGUGGAGGGUGAUUUGAGCCCUGGCAUCACUUCCAAAGACUUGGUGUUGCACAUCAUUGGUGUCAUUGGUACCGCUGGUGGUACUGGUCACGUCAUUGAGUUUGCUGGUAAGGCAAUCGAGCAAUUGAGUAUGGAGGCUCGUAUGUCCAUGUGUAACAUGUCUAUCGAAGCCGGUGCUAGAGCUGGCAUGAUUAAGCCAGAUCAGAUAACUUACGACUACUUGAAGGGUAAACCACUUGCUCCAAAAGGCGCUGAGUGGGAUAAAGCUGUGGCCUACUGGAACACUUUACAUACUGACGAAGGUGCUAAGUUCGACCAUGAAGUGAUUAUUAAUGCUUCUGACAUUAUCCCAACAAUUACAUGGGGUACUUCUCCUCAAGAUGCCUUACCUAUCACAGCUUCUGUGCCAGACCCUGCUCGAGUUUCUGAUCCAAUCAAGAAGUCCGGUAUGGAAAGAGCUUUGAAAUACAUGGGACUCACUCCAGGCACGGCAUUGAAGGAUAUCAGCAUUGAUAAGGUCUUCAUUGGUUCCUGUACUAACUCUCGUAUUGAAGACUUGAGAAAUGCCGCUGCUGUGGUUAAAGGUUACAAGUUGGCCGACAAUGUUAAAUUAGGUAUGGUCGUUCCUGGUUCAGGCUUGGUCAAAGCACAGGUCGAGAAAGAAGGUCUGGACAAGAUUUUCGAAGCAGCGGGAUUUGAAUGGAGAGAAGCGGGUUGUUCUAUGUGCUUAGGUAUGAAUCCGGAUAUUUUAGACCCUGAGGAACGUUGUGCUUCUACUUCUAACAGAAACUUCGAGGGCCGUCAAGGUGCUAAAUCCCGUACUCACUUGAUGUCGCCAGCCAUGGCCGCAGCUGCCGGUAUCGCCGGUCACUUUGUUGAUAUCAGAGAGCAUGUCUACAAAAACAAUGACUCUGCCAAGCUCUCAAUUUCUCAAGAAGACGACAAGGCAUUACAGGAUGCAGUGUAUGAGCACGAAAAAGAGCCCCUGCAACCUAAUGAGGUCAGCGAGGAUCUUGCGGAGGAACAAAUCAAUGAUAUUCCAGUUUCCCAGGAGACUAAGAUUGAGUCUGCCCCAGCAGGUAUGAAGCCGUUCCUAACAUUAGAAGGUAUUGCUGCUCCGUUAGAUAAAGCCAAUGUCGAUACUGACGCCAUUAUUCCAAAACAAUUUUUGAAAACCAUUAAAAGAACAGGCUUGAAGGCUGGUUUGUUUUUCGAAUGGCGUUUCAACAAAGAUCAAGAGGGCAAUCUGAAACCAACCGACUUUGUGUUGAAUGUUGAACCAUAUACGAACGCUGAGAUUCUUGUUGUUACUGGUGACAAUUUUGGUUGUGGUUCCUCGAGAGAGCACGCACCAUGGGCUCUGAAGGACUUCGGUAUCAAGUGCAUAAUAGCUCCAUCUUUCGGUGAUAUCUUUUACAACAAUUCAUUCAAGAAUGGAUUAUUACCCAUCAGACUUGACCAAAGUGUUAUUCUUAAUAAAUUGGUACCACUAGCAAAUGCAGGUGAACGUAUCAUUGUUGACUUGCCUAACCAGAAGAUUGUCGAUACUAGGGGUAAUGAGCUAGUCGGCCACUUCGACGUCGAGAGCUUCAGAAAGCACUGUCUAGUAAAUGGUCUUGAUGACAUUGGCUUGACAUUACAGAAAGAGGAAUUCAUUUCCAAGUACGAGGAUAUAAGAAGGGAGAAAUUUUCUUUCUUGGAGGGUGGUUCCAAGUUGAUUAGCCCUGUAAGAGGUGCUAAAAAGAGUCCAUUUGGGGUUACUGCUCAAGAGUGGUGA